Molecule: messenger RNA, 1389 nt
Organism: Fusarium subglutinans
Lineage: Eukaryota; Fungi; Ascomycota; Sordariomycetes; Hypocreales; Nectriaceae
Product: mannan endo-1 6-alpha-mannosidase
Exons: 4
Coding region: 1-1389 (462 amino acids)
Biological process (GO): carbohydrate catabolic process; fungal-type cell wall biogenesis
Molecular function (GO): mannan endo-1,6-alpha-mannosidase activity
Source: RefSeq, a predicted model, not a curated record
AUGAAGUCCAUUUUCUCAACCGGCGCCGUUGCGCUUUUGGCUUCAACGGGUUUCGUUAACGCCCAGUCGCCUUAUAGCAUUGCAUCCACAGCAACAGCCGACAUCAAGAAAUCAGCCAAGCAACUCGCCGCUGACUUGAUCACAUACUACCACGGAGACGACCCUGGCGGUAUUCCUGGUAUUCUACCUGGUCCUCCCCCCAAUGGUGACUACUACUGGUGGGAAGGCGGUGCUAUGUGGGGGACUUAUAUGGAUUACUGGAAGUGCACCGGCGAUUCUACCUACAACAAAGUGGUGAUGCAGGCCAUGCAGUUCCAAGUCGGCGAUGAUCAGGACUACCAACCUGCCAACGUUACUCUGUCCCUCGGAAACGACGAUCAAGGUUUCUGGGGAAUGUCUGCCAUGUUGGCUGCUGAGCUGGACUUCCCCAACCCUGCUUCAGACCAGCCUGGAUGGCUUGCCCUCGCCCAGGCCGUUUUCAACACUCAGGCCAACCCCGAUCGACAUGACAGCACUUGCAACGGUGGCCUUCGAUGGCAAAUUCCUCGAACUAACAACGGUUACGAUUACAAAAACAGUAUUGCUAAUGGUUGCUUCUUCAACCUGGGUGCCCGACUUGCUCGCUACACUGGCAACAAGACUUAUUCCGACUGGGCUGAGAAGACAUGGGACUGGGUGGAGGGCGUUGGUUUCCUUGACCCCGAAACUUAUAAGAUUUAUGACGGUGCUCAUGUCGGAACAAACUGUACCGAUAUCAACAAGGCUCAGUUCUCUUAUAACUCUGGCGUCUUCCUCCAAGGCGCUGCUUUCAUGUACAACUAUACCGAUGGUGAGCAAAAAUGGAAGGACCGUUUAGACAAAUUGGUCGACGCUACUAUCAGCAACUUCUUCCCCAAGGAUAUCGCUGUCGAGAUUGCGUGCGAGGACCACGGCACCUGCACUACCGAUAUGUACUCUUUCAAGGGCUACGUCCACCGCUGGAUGUCCCAGGCAACACAUCUCGCUCCCUUCAUCAAGCCAAAGAUCCUUCCUGUCCUCCAGACAUCAACCGAAGCUGCCAUCAAGCAAUGCACUGGAGGAGACAACAAGCGUACUUGCGGCUUUAAGUGGGCCAGCGGUGUCUAUGAUGGCAAGACAGGUGCUGGUCAGCAGAUGAACGUCCUUGCUGCUGUUUCGUCUCUGCUCAUGGAGAACACUCCUCCUCCUGUCACGGCUAAGUCUGGAGGUACCUCCAAGGGUAACCCCAACGCCGGCAACGUCGGAGACGGCAAGAUUGAUAGAACCUACAAGCCUUUGACCACUGCAGACAGGGCUGGUGCUGGUAUCAUCACUUUCUUGGUUCUGUCCUUCGCAUGCGGCAUCUUUGGCUGGAUGAGCAUGGGCAAAUAG